AUGGAGGAUAAUGAUUGGGAUUUGAGUGCUGUAGUAAGAAGUUGUAAUAUUAUUAAUAAGUCUACCAAUGUUACUGCUUCUGAAAAUGACUCGUAUACUUUUGAGAAAACAUUAGAUUUUUCAGUUGGUCGCGAGAAAAAAUCAAAUGAUCAGGUCGUAAUCACAAACCAAAACCAAGAGAUAAGAGAUCAGUCACCAAGAGUUUUCAAUGAAGUGUUGCAAGAGGAACUCACAGAUGAUAAAUGGGCAUGGCAAAAGUAUGGUCAGAAGUCAAUCAAAGGUUCUCCAUUUCCAAGGAACUACUUUAAAUGCAGUGCAUCAAACUGCAAAGCAACAAAAAUAAUUGAGAAAAGCCCAAAGAAUGAGAAGUAUUUUUUGGUGUCCUAUUCUGAUGUACACAACCAUGAUCCUCCUCCAUCUCGUAGGUCUCUUGCUUUAUACAACAAUAUUUCCAAACGCAGACUUCCAAAAAGUAUAAAUAUUGUGCCCAAGGCGUUAAAAUUGAAUGCAUCAUCAUCGUCAUCGUCAUCGUCAUCGUCCAAGCGUGCUAAGCGUUUCAAAGUUGAUGCCUCUCCAACUGCACCUAAACCUGAAAUUAAGAAAACUAAUGAAAUGGUUGAUGAUGUUGUUGUGGAGAACAAAGGUGAUAUAAUUGAAGAGGAGGAGAUUACAUAUGACAAAAUUUUCAUGGAUUUUGAAAACUCCAACAAGUUAUACAUCUAG
Molecule: messenger RNA, 723 nt
Organism: Solanum pennellii
Lineage: Eukaryota; Viridiplantae; Streptophyta; Magnoliopsida; Solanales; Solanaceae
Product: probable WRKY transcription factor 27
Exons: 3
Coding region: 1-723 (240 amino acids)
Biological process (GO): regulation of DNA-templated transcription
Cellular component (GO): nucleus
Molecular function (GO): transcription cis-regulatory region binding; DNA-binding transcription factor activity
Source: RefSeq, a predicted model, not a curated record